AUGUCUAAAGCCGUUGGUAUUGAUUUAGGUACAACCUACUCCUGUGUGGCUCACUUCAGUAAUGACAGAGUCGAAAUUAUUGCUAAUGAUCAAGGUAACAGAACCACUCCAUCUUUCGUGGCCUUCACUGACUCUGAAAGAUUGAUUGGUGAUGCCGCAAAGAAUCAAGCUGCUAUGAACCCCGCCAAUACCGUUUUCGACGCUAAGCGUUUGAUCGGUAGAAAAUUUGACGAUGCUGAAGUCCAAGGUGAUAUUAAGCACUUUCCAUUUAAGGUUGUUAACAAGGGUGGAAAGCCUCAAAUUGAAGUUGACUUCAAAGGUGAAACCAAGGUAUUCACUCCAGAAGAAGUUUCUUCUAUGAUUUUGACCAAGAUGAAGGAAACCGCUGAAUCUUUCUUGGGUGCUACCGUUAACGAUGCCGUUGUCACCGUGCCAGCCUACUUUAACGAUUCCCAAAGACAAGCCACCAAGGAUGCUGGUUUGAUUGCUGGUUUAAACGUCUUGAGAAUCAUUAACGAACCAACUGCUGCUGCCAUUGCUUACGGUUUGGAUAAGAAGGACGAACAAGAAAAGAACGUUUUGAUCUUUGACUUGGGUGGUGGUACUUUCGAUGUAUCUUUGUUAUCCAUUGAAGAUGGUAUCUUUGAAGUCAAGUCCACUGCUGGUGACACUCACUUGGGUGGUGAAGAUUUCGACCACAGAUUGGUUAACCACUUCAUCAACGAAUUCAAGAGAAAGAACAAGAAGGAUUUGGCCGGUAACCAAAGAGCCUUGAGAAGAUUGAGAACCGCUUGUGAAAGAGCCAAGAGAACUUUAUCAUCUUCUGCUCAAACCUCCAUCGAAAUCGACUCCUUGUACGAAGGUAUUGACUUUUACACUUCUAUCACCAGAGCCAGAUUCGAAGAAUUGUGUCAAGAUUUAUUCAGAUCUACUUUGGACCCUGUCGAAAAAGUUUUGGUUGAUGCCAAGGUUGACAAGUCUCAAGUUGACGAAAUUGUCUUGGUUGGUGGUUCUACCAGAAUUCCAAAGGUGCAAAAGUUGGUUUCUGACUUUUUCAACGGUAAGGAACCAAACAAGUCUAUUAACCCAGAUGAAGCUGUUGCUUACGGGGCUGCUGUUCAAGCCGCUAUCUUGUCCGGUGACACUUCUUCUAAGGUUCAAGACUUGUUGUUGUUGGAUGUUGCUCCAUUGUCCUUGGGUAUUGAAACUGCCGGUGGUAUCAUGACCAAAUUGAUCCCAAGAAACUCUACCAUUCCAACCAAGAAGUCUGAAACUUUCUCUACUUAUGCUGACAACCAACCAGGUGUGUUGAUUCAAGUGUUUGAAGGUGAAAGAGCCAAGACUAAGGACAACAACUUGUUGGGUAAGUUUGAAUUGUCUGGUAUUCCACCAGCUCCAAGAGGUGUUCCACAAAUUGAAGUUACCUUCGACAUGGAUGCCAAUGGUAUUUUGAAUGUUUCUGCCGUUGAAAAGGGUACUGGUAAGACUCAACAGAUUACCAUCACCAAUGACAAGGGUAGAUUAUCUAAGGAAGAUAUCGAAAGAAUGGUUAACGAAGCCGAAAAAUACAAGGAUGAAGAUGAAAAGGAAGCUAACAGAGUUCAAGCCAAGAAUGGUUUGGAAUCUUAUGCCUACUCUUUGAAAUCCUCUUUGGGUGAAGAACAAUUGAAGAGUAAAUUAGACGCUGCUGAAAUUGAAGAAGUCACUAAGGCUGCUGACGAAACCAUCCAAUGGUUAGAUGCUAACCAAACUGCCACUCAAGAAGAAUUUGCUGACAAACAAAAGGAAUUGGAAGGAAAGGCCAACCCAAUCAUGGCUAAGGCUUACCAAGGUGGUGCCGCUCCCGGUGGUGCUGCUCCAGGUGGAUUCCCAGGUGCUGCCCCAGGUGCUGAAGCCAACGAUGGACCAACUGUUGAAGAAGUUGAUUAA
Yamadazyma tenuis ATCC 10573 is the source of this 1929-nucleotide messenger RNA. It is a transcript of the gene SSA2, whose product is annotated as Hsp70 family chaperone. Gene Ontology annotation, biological process: SRP-dependent cotranslational protein targeting to membrane, translocation. The record is from RefSeq and is a predicted model, not a curated record. NCBI's taxonomy places the organism in Eukaryota, Fungi, Ascomycota, Pichiomycetes, Serinales, Debaryomycetaceae. Gene Ontology annotation, molecular function: ATP binding; ATP-dependent protein folding chaperone. Gene Ontology annotation, cellular component: nucleus; cytoplasm; plasma membrane.